UCCUAAACAUUCUUAUUGUUUGAUCUUUAGAUACGAAUAUUUAAAAACAAUAUUUAAGAAUAUUUAAGAAUAUUUAAGAAUAUUUAAGAAGGCCAAGCACAGGAGAGCCAGUGCAAGAUGUAUGUAGACCAUAAACUUUCAAUGCAGAGUACAUGUAUAUAUUCAAUAGGUGUAUACACCUUCUCUCUGUAUGUUAAAAAUUUAAAUAUAUUCGUAUUUAAAGGCCAAAACAAUAAUAAAUUCAAAGUUAAAUACAUGUCUAGUAUCAUUGAUACUUUUACUUUAAAUAUAGGCAAAAUUUACUCGCUAUUCAAUUAUUUACUAAAGAAUAAAAAACUCAUUUGAUACGUAAGUUGUAUUAAUUGUAAAUAAAAGGUCUCUUGACUCAAUGUUAAGUCGUAUUGUAUGAAAAUAAAUAAUUCUUAUAAUUUUGUAAGAUACUUUUGGUAAUCAUUUAAUGAUGUUUUCUCGAGACAAAAAACGCACGAAACUUAUUUUCGGCACUCCCGAAGAAUAAUUUACACAUAAGACAUGUUCAACGAAGUAAAGUAGCAAAAAGGAAACAUUCAACGAGUCAAUACACGUGUUGUAGAAAUAGAUUCAUCGAAAUUACGAUAAUUUAUUUAUUAGAAAUUAUGCGAUUCAACGUAUGCAAAAUACUUGAAAAAUGGCUGAUGCUCAAAAUGUUAAAAUAAAUGAUGACAUUGAAAACAUGCAAUCACUUGAUCACUUGAUUGCCGAACUUGAUGUUGAAACUUUGUAAACGGCCGUUCAAAAUUCGUGAAACGGAUAACGUCACGCCACUGUACGAACCGCGACAAUUUCGCGUUGUUUCGCGAAGGUUCGAACGCGAUUGUAUCGCUCCGUAUUCGACGCAUCUUUUUGCCGGUCGAAAGUGAAUCCCGCGUAUAAACGAAUAUCGGGAGUGCCGAAUUAAAUACGGGCGAUCAUUUCGGUGCGAUAUUUGGCCCGCGUGAGGCCAAUUAAACGCGAUAUCGUUAGAUGCUCGGAACCGACUUCUAUCGGGUUCUAUCGUAUCGCGUCGGGAACAUGAAGCCGGAUAUUCCUUUCCACCGAAAAGAAGCAAGUCAAUAUUCGGCACCUACGUUAUACCUGCAUAUUUUAGUAGAUUUAUGUCCUUUGCCCGCACUAGAAUAAUGCAUAGAACCGAUUCGUUCUUAUCAAGGGCAAAGUAUCAUAAUAAAAGACGGUUAGAUAUAUUUUCAACAUGGCGUUCAAAAACAGUGAUAUUUUUAAAAGUGGCAAUAAGCAUUGAUAUUACCGACGGUUCGUAACAGACAUCAUGGCGGACUUUACCAACACUCGCACGAGAGAAACACAAACACUUAUGGCGUCUACUCUGUGCUAGAUGAACAAUUGAUCCAAACAAAGCACAAAUAGCUUCCUGACAGGUAUGGAAUUUGUCCCCACAAGACGAAACAGAAAGUGGAAGAAAAAACGACAUUGGCGAAAGCGACUACGUGAUCAGAUUAGAGUCGAAGUUGAGGUUAGGUCCUCGAAACGUCAAAAGAGUGUUCCGGGGCAUGCUAGUACAUUCUAUACUCGAAAAACAUCAGAAACAAGUACAAUGCAAGCUGACGCGUUUUGGAAGAAUUACACGGCGGCUCAAGAAUGGCAAACAAAACACAAUGUAACCUGGUGGAGAUCACGCUGCAUGGCUCUUGAAUAUGAAAAUGAGAUACUACGCAAUAAAAUAAAAUCACUCAUUAACCAGUUUUACCAUUCUAAUGUGACAACUGAAACAAAUUAUUCCAAAGAAGAUAUCAAGGAAAAUGUACACGAUGAAGAUGCUGAAGAGCUUGAAUUUACUGUAACUGAAGAGAUGCUGAGUUUUUUUGAGAAAAGCGAAAGACAUAGAAGGGAGAUGAAGCAGAAAUAUAAAUCUAGUAAGGCCACGCAUGAAGAAGAAAGCACAGAAGAUAAUCUCAUCAUUGGUGGUGCCGUGAGUGCUCGUGCAAGGAAAGAAGAGGCGAAUGAGUUGUAUGGUGAAGCAAGUCCCAAAAUCCUGGCAAUGGAGACUGCUCUACAGGCUACGUUGGACAAUUAUAAAGAUAAAGUAAAAUCUCAAUUUUGGCCCAAUAUUCCACUUAAACCUUAGUACAGCUAAUUUAAUCUAGUUUUGCCUCGUUGCUAAAUUCUCAAUGUACUCGAACGUAUUUCAUAAAUAUAUAUACACCGUCUUGUUAUAAAAAUUAUAAAAUAAUAUUUUCCAAGAUGGGAUAAUUAAAUCCCUGAAUGCAUUCUAAUGCAUCCUAGCUCAUCCUUU
Molecule: messenger RNA, 2287 nt
Organism: Odontomachus brunneus
Lineage: Eukaryota; Metazoa; Arthropoda; Insecta; Hymenoptera; Formicidae
Exons: 2
Coding region: 1415-2119 (234 amino acids)
Biological process (GO): spliceosomal snRNP assembly
Cellular component (GO): SMN complex
Source: RefSeq, a predicted model, not a curated record